UUUGUAAACAAUAAACAGUGGUCAAACAAGUACAGUAUUCACACUUACGAUAAAGAAAAUAUGAUAACUAAAUUCAGGAAUUUGACUUACAGCCGCUUGCUAUUUGCUCCUCCAGUAGUUCAUGAAACCAAACUCUUUGAUUAAACUCACCGGCGAUGCAUCAUCAUAUCAUCAUCACGGGAGCGAGCACGUCUAAGCUCCGCCUUCUCCUCAACUUUGUUGACAGCUGCGGAGACGCGCCAGAUCAUUCUCUCGCAGCAUCUUUCUAAACAACAUGACUGGACUAAACGGACAGAGAAUGGACGCAAACGUCGUUGUUCUAGGCACUGACAAUGUUGGUAAAUCUGCUCUCAUUGUCCGGUUCCUGACUCGCAGAUUUAUUGGGGAAUAUGGUGAUAUCGAAUCGUUUUACACUCACAAUAUUGUUGUGGAUGGACGAGAGCAAACUCUGAAUAUAUGGGAUGCGCCGUAUUCACAGGACCCAUCCUUCGAGACUCUGCUGUGUGAGAAAAGACUUCAGUGGGCGGACGGUUUGGUGCUGGUCUACAGCAUUUGUGACAGAGCCAGUUUCAACACUGUCUCCAGACUCGUUCAUACAAUAAAAACCACCAAAGACUUUCUGGGCUUUGAGAAGAUGCCCAUAGUUAUAGUAGGAAACAAGAGAGACCUGCACCAUCGCCGUACAGUGCUUAGUGAGGAGGGCCGGCUGCUUGCACUCUCAGCGGAUUGUCAGUUUUAUGAGGUCUCGGCUGCUGAGAACUACCACAGCGUUCUCAUGGUUUUCCAUGGGCUGGUGGAUCGUAUCAGAGAAUCCAGAGUGUCUGUGAAGAAGUUAGCAGGCAUUAAGGGAAUUGUGAAGAGCAUGUCUGCAGUGUUUGCCCGCAGGCGAACAGAUUCACUGUGAAGCUGAUGGGAGUUCUGGAAAUAAAGCCUAUUAGGUCUGAUAUGACCUAUUUUAGACCCACUGAGAGAGAUGAACCCUGCUCUCGUUCAGGACCUCUCAUGUAACUACAGCUGGACCUUCCGCUUGGGCACUUAAGAGGUUGCCCUAACAUGUCUGCCAAGGUGAUGGCUUCCACUGAGAACAUGUUGAAUAUAGGGAGCUGUCAAGAAAAGUGAAAGUCCAUUGUCUGGGGAGAAAUAGGAGAAAUAAGUGUUUUAGGGUGUGUUCACACUUGGCAAGCUUGGCAAUGUGGUUUUCAUAAGAGUUUGAAAUCUUUAAUGUGACCACAGCUAGACCCUCUGUAUGAGCAACUAAGGCUGCAUUUACAAAAAUGCAAGUGUUAUCUUAUAUGGAGUCUUAGACUGAAAAUGCUCCUUGUCCAUACUGGUGUUUUUAUACGUUUAAAAAACAAAAACAUGUCCACACUAUAAAAUAGAAAAAACAAAUGAUACAGUGCUCAGCAUAUAUACAGUAAGUACACCCCUCACAAUUUAUAUU
This is a messenger RNA of Danio rerio (zebrafish), 1441 nucleotides long. The record is from RefSeq and is a predicted model, not a curated record. NCBI's taxonomy places the organism in Eukaryota, Metazoa, Chordata, Actinopteri, Cypriniformes, Danionidae.